This is a messenger RNA of Candidula unifasciata, 1737 nucleotides long. The record is from the annotation of a GenBank genome assembly. NCBI's taxonomy places the organism in Eukaryota, Metazoa, Mollusca, Gastropoda, Stylommatophora, Geomitridae.
AUGGCGGACUGCAAGAAGAUGACUACUACCACCAGUUCAUCUUCUGAGAACAAGGAGAAGUUUCUGCUGGCUCCCCCAGCCCCAGCCUCCGACUCUGCCCUCUCGUUAGAGUGGGCAGACAGCCUCAACCAUAAGAACAGAAGGCGAAGCACCAUUCACUCGUAUACAGUCGCCGUCUACCACACGCUGCCCAAAGAUGCUAAAGCCAUGAAAGAAAUUCGUGCAAUGACGUCAUCAAAAGCUGCGAAGAACCUUGUCUCCAUCAGUGUGGCCUUUAUGUUGAUAUAUACAGGCUUUGUAUCGCUACAGAGCCUGCAGAGCAGCUUGUAUCGCCAUGGAGGACUGGGAAUGGUGUCUCUGAGCGUCAUCUACGGUACCACUGUCCUCUCCUGUCUGCUAGCCCCCUGGCUUAUCAACCGCUUGACCACCAAAUGGACAAUGGUCUUGGCGUUCUCCAUAUUCACUGCUUACUUCGCUGCCAAUUUCUACCCUCGUCAUUUCCUGCUGCUCCCUCUGAGUGUCCUUCUCGGCGCCUUGGCCGGUCCUAUGUGGAGUGCCCAAGCCACUUACGUCACAACUCUAGCUCUAACCUACGCCCAGCACAAACGGGUGGUGUUCGAAUCCGACGACAUCAUUAACCAGUUUAUGGGAGUGUUUUUCGGGUUUUACCGCUGUAGUCAAAUAUGGGGCAACCUUAUAUCCACCUUAAUUUUGACUAAAAACGAAACGGAAUUUGUACAAAAUUCCACCCACGAUUCAUUAUUAGAUUUAGACGUUACCGGAAAGGGAAUUACGAAUUUUUCACAAGUGUUAUCCUUUAUUGCAUUCGCUUCAAUAAACAAGAAUGUGGAGGAGAAUUCUCUGUCUUCGAUGGCUGACGAUGAGAAAAGUCAGUGUGGCGCCAAAACGUGUUCUUGUGCCGACGCAGCCUCGCGUCCAGCUGACGGGACGUACAGUAAUGACCUCAACGAUCUGGCAGCGUCCAUCUCCGACUCCACGCGCUACAUGCUGCUGACCACUUACCUGGCCUGCGGGGUUAUGGCAGCGGUGGUCAUUGUGGCGCUUCUGGACCAGGUCCCCGUAGGGAAGACUGAGGCCGACCCAGAGUUCUCGCAGUCCUCCUGGGAGCUGUGUUUAGCCACUAUCCGCAUGCUGAAAGACACCAAGUGUCUGCUGUUGAUGCCCUUGGUAAUCUUCGUGGGUCUCGAACAAGGGUUCAUGUUUGGAGAUUUCACAAAGGCCUACGUUAACUGUGCCAUGGGAAUGCACAGAAUUGGACCAAUCCUGAUUUGUUUUGGAACCGUCAGCGCUAUAAGCUCCAUCACCAUUGGUUGUUUCUCCAAGCACAUCAAGAGGUUUGCCUUCAUCGCUGCGGGAGCCACUUUCAACGUCGGCCUGCUAAUUGUUCUCUGGCUGUGGAGGCCUUACGAACACGACGUGCCAAAUUUCUACGUGGUAGCUUCUUGUCUUGGCUUGUGUGAUGCCAUCUGGCAAACUCAGACCUACACUCUGUUUGGAGUGCUCUUCAGCCACAAGCAAGAGGCCGCCUUUGCUUCCUACCGGAUGUUCCAUGCCGGCGGCUGCGCAAUGGCGUUCGGCUACAGCUACUUCCUGUGUGUGCAGACGAAAGUGUUUAUCUUGGCGGGAAGUCUGGCUGUGUCCUUGGCCUUGUACAGCGUCAUCGAGAUGAAGAUGCAGCUACAGAGUCAGCAUAUCGGAGAUAUUGUUGCAUUAUGA